UUUUAACUGCUGAGCACAUGAUCUCCAGUACACAGAGAUCCUUCCUUUUCCUUUGUUUUCUACUUGUUUUUCCUCAAUCUCUCCGCCUCCCUCUACCAUCUCGUAAAGCUUUUCCAGUCAGACACCAGGAUCUAUGUAGCCUGCCGGGUUGUUUGGAGUGAUCUUAUUUCAGAGAUAUCACAGAUAGACACAGCCUCAGCCAUUCUUAGAACUUCAAGUAGUAGGGAACAGGUUUUUCUUCCUCUCUAUUUACUGACAAAGCACACGAGAGAGAGAGAGAGAGAGAGAGAGAGAGAGAAAAGAGGCAGUGCUUCAGUGCGUGUGGCGAUUUAGCCGCAGGAAAGCACAGCAGGAACUUGCUCACACUCGAGUUACAGACUGCAGACACGCUCCUUCUCUCACAUGCGUGCUGUUAUCCGUCUUUCGUCAUUGACUGGAGAUCUGACCGUUGCGCGCCGCUGCAGAUCCGGGCGAGGAAGAACCACUGCAGCCGGCAAGGAUGCAUCUGGUCGUGGACUCCUGUCAGGACGUUGUGCUGAAGAUGCUGCCGUACUUUGUGGAUAAUGCAUUCGUCACACAGAGCCAGAUUUGUCACAUAUGAGUGUCGUUCCAGGACUGGGGUUCAAAAGUCUGAGAUCACACUUAAAAUCUGAGAUUCAACAAUUAUCGAAACCUUAAGUCUAAGCGAGAGUUUCUUCAUGGUGAAGGGGGCAGCGCUGUUUCUGCAGCAGGGUAGUUGUCCGCAAGGUCCGAGAUGUCAACCGCAUCAUAAACAUGCAGGUGACCUACCUCAGCAUCUACAGGUGAUGAUCAACAUUCUUCGCUCGGAGGAUCGAAUCAAACUGGCGGUACGGUUAGAGAGCGCAUGGUUAGAUCGUGUGCGGUACAUGGUGGUGGUCUAUACAAACGGUCGGCAGGACACAGAAGAACACAUACUGCUGGGCAUGGACUUCAGCAACAAAGACAGUAAGAACUGCUCUAUAGGGAUGGUGCUGCCCCUGUGGAGUGAUACCAAGAUUCAUUUAGAUGGUGAUGGGGGCUUCAGUGUGACUACAGCAGGACGCAUGCACAUCUUCAAGCCUGUGUCAGUCCAGGCCAUGUGGUCAGCAUUACAGAUCCUGCACAAAGUGUGUGAGGUAUCACGCAGGUAUAACUAUUUUCCCGGUGGCAUGGCCCUCACGUGGAUGGGUUACUAUGAGAGCUGUAUCAGCUCCGAUCAAAGCUGCAUCAAUGAAUGGAACGCCAUGCAGGACCUGGAAACAUUACGACCGGAUUCUCCGGCAGCCUUCGCAGACAAGCCAACGGAGAGAGAAAGAACCGAAUGCCUAAUCAAAACCAAACUCAGGAGCAUCAUGAUGUGCCAGGACCUGGAAAACGUCACGUCCAAAGAGAUUCGCAUCGUGCUGGAGCAGCAAAUGAACCGUAAUCUGAAGGAGUACAAAGAGUUCAUAGACAACGAGAUGCUGCUCAUCCUCGGCCAGAUGGACAAAGCCACUGUCAUCUUUGACCAUCUUUAUCUGGGUUCUGAAUGGAACGCGUCUAAUCUAGAGGAACUUCAGGAAACUGGGGUGGGCUACAUCCUGAAUGUUACGAGGGAAAUAGACAAUUUCUUCCCAGGAACAUUCUGCUACCACAAUGUCAGAGUGUACGACGAUGAGGCUACAGAUUUACUGGCACACUGGAACGAAACUUACAACUUCAUUGUCAAAGCAAAAAGAAAUCGGUCCAAAUGUUUGGUUCACUGUAAAAUGGGUGUAAGCCGGUCUGCCUCCACAGUUAUAGCAUAUGCAAUGAAAGAAUACGGCUGGUCUUUGGAGAAGGCCUAUAACUUUGUCAAGCAGAAACGCAGUAUCGCCCGUCCCAAUGCCAGCUUCAUGAGACAGCUGGCAGAGUAUGAGGGCAUACUUGAUGCCAGUAAGCAGCGCCAUAACCGUCUGUGGCAUCCUGAUUCUGAAUGUGAUCACCCUGACUGCCAGCAACUCGCUGGCCCUUGUUGUUUAAAUGCAGAGACUGUCGGUCACAUCACCAACAACCCCACAACUCCUGGGGUGACGAUAUGCUGUGAGCCUGCGGCCCACUCCUCUCCCAUCAGCCUGGAUCUGGACCCCGGCCACCCACAAAACUUCCAUUACUACUUCCGCCGUCUGUCCGACUCCGCCCUCGACAGCGAACCAUCCACGCCCCUUCAGGCACCACCUUUGGUGGAUGUAGGUCGCCUCUACAUUGAGGUUGCAGAUGUGGAGCAAGACGCGCUUCUCGAUGAAAGUCUUCCUAUACCCCACAUCGGCGUUCCCGGGGAAGGUACGGCCGCCCAGACUUGUUCUCGAGGGGCGGAGCCCCUGGAGGAACUACGUCUGCGGUUGGAGUUCAGCACGGUGGAGGAGGAGGAUGAGGAGGAAGCUCAGAAAGAGCAAGAAGAGAUGGAGGCGUUAGCAGAAGGAGCAAAGAGAGUAGAAAAUGAGGAGUCAUCGAGUGACAAGGGUAUCGAUCUUGCGAGCCUGAAUCAUCUUUGCAAUGAGAAUUCCAACAACAACAAUCACAUCAGAACACAACACCACCUCGCUGAAAGUGUCCAUCUACAGCUGCAGGCUAAGGAAAGGUUUGGUCCUGGCUCACCGAUCAUUUCCAAGCCCACCCAGAGUGCUCUGUUAGAGGCUAACAGACGAGGCCUCGCCCCUUUACCCCUUCACAGCGUGCCCAGUAUCUCCAUUCAAAUACCAGCCUGUGCCAACUCUGUAUGUGACAAGCAUGCGUCCAAUUCGUGCCUUGAUGCCAAUGCAAUUCCUUUGAGGCAUAAUGACGAGCCAGAAAGCAAAUCCAUCGAUGAUCCCAACCAGGAUAAUGGGACACCACAGCAGGUGAACAAGGCGGAUGGAGAUUUAAAGCAAAAAGAAAUUGGUACACAGGGUCUACCUGGGAAUGAGAGAGACAUUAAAGGUUCAGAUGUUACCUGCUCACCACAGCAACUAGAAACUCUAACGCAAUUGCAAAGAUCCGGGCUUGUUCGCCGCCGCACGGAACGCUUGGAAAAACUCUCCGGUCUUUUCCAGGAGCGUGCACGUGCGAAUGAGCAUCGUUGCGCUGAGGAUGCAACAAACAAUUCGAAUGACUCGUGUCGGACACGGACAGAUUUCUCCACUGAAGCUGCGGUGCCACUGACCAACGAGACCUUGCUGGCCGCUCUAGGUUCAGGCGGACUGACGCCUGUCUCGUCCCCGCACGGUUCCACUCUCACCCGCAGCUCCAGUAGCGACAGCCUCCGCAGCGUCCGCGGGAAACCGGGACUCGUGCGCCAGCGCGCGCAAGAAAUCGAGGCUCGAUUGCGUCUGGCGGGACUUACCGUACCGUCUCACCUCAAACGUUCCAACUCUCUCGCCAAACUGGGCAGCCUCACGUUCUCCUCGGAGGAUUUGUGUUCGGCAUGCUCCGAUGCAGAAACCCUUCUCAUGCUCUCGCUGUCUCCGGAGCCUGAGCGUUCCGUCAGCCCAGACUGGGCCAGAUCCUGGCACUCUUCCCCUCCCUCAACAUCCACCAACAUAAGUAGCACCUACCAAACGGGAUCUGGGGAGUCGGGGAGCUGACGUCAAAAAUGGGAGAUUUUAAAUGUAUCACGAUUUUUGGAUUUAGUUAUGCAACCAUUGGAGAAAUAUUUAUAUAUGUUUUGAACAUUUCAGUCACUUUUAUAAAGAUCUGUAAGGUCGCCUAAGAUGGGAAAAGUGUGUUGAGCAUUCCUUUGAAUUAGUUAUGGUUAUAAACAUAAUUUAAAGGUAUUGCGGAGGAUUUUCUUUUUCCGGGUGGAUCAUCAAGGCUAUUGGUCCUCCUAGUUGUCAAUCAGGAGUGUUGCGCAAUUGCAUUUUUUUUAAAAAGUGGAGAAGGCGGUUCUUUUCUAAAAUUCGAGAAAAUCCUCCGCUAUACCUUUAAGGAAGUUAUCCCAAAUUUUU
This is a messenger RNA of Misgurnus anguillicaudatus (oriental weatherfish), 3941 nucleotides long. NCBI's taxonomy places the organism in Eukaryota, Metazoa, Chordata, Actinopteri, Cypriniformes, Cobitidae. The record is from RefSeq and is a predicted model, not a curated record.